CUUAUCAAUUUGAUAAAUGCAGUUGCACGCAGAUAUGUUGCACUGAAAUCAAUAAAGCUGUUAUCCCAAAGUUAUUGAUUGAAUCCCGGCCGGGUCCUAGUAAUGGCAGUCGCCUCCGAGCUUUCUCCUGCAACGAACACGUAAUCGAGGUUUUGUUUAAAUCCCCGCCUUAUCGUAUUUACAAAUGUCAAGAAAAACACUAACAAAAAUAUUAUCUUCGGUGGAAAGAAUAAUUUCGCCGAAAUUAUCAAAGCUUACACAAGAUUGCUGCAUGUUUUGCUCAGAUCUGAUGAAUAUGGCUGAUGUGACUAUGGCCCUGUCCGAUAUGGGCUAUGCUUUUAAUACCGAUGGCCAGUUGAGGAAGCUUGGAAAGUAUAAGAUGUUAAGUGCUGAGCCAUUUCAAUACGACAUAAGUACUGAUCCAGAGGAAUGUCAGGCUAAUUACGAGAAACUGGGAGCUGUUAUCACCAAUUAUGUGUAUCAACUUCUUGAAACACAGGAGAAAUUGAUCCGCCUACCUGUUCCAAAAGAUUCAACACCUGAAAAUGGGACCUUUAUUUUUGUUUCAAGAGAUUACGACUUGAAAGAUGUCUUAAUGGUAUUGAUUCAAGGUUCAGGUGCUGUUAGAGCUGGACAAUGGUCUCGAGCCUUGAUAAUCAAUGAAAAUUUGGAUUUAGGAACACAGAUUCCAUAUGUAAAGAAGGCUAUUGGUAAAGGUUAUGGGGUUAUGAUUUUGAAUCCUAAUGAUAACGCCCGUGGUGAGAAUCAAAUCUUUAACAGUAGCACAGGAGAAGAGCAUGCUAAAUAUGUAUGGGAUAAUUACAUAAAAGAUACCAAAGCUUCGAAAAUAUUGAUAGUAGCGCAUAGCUAUGGUGGAGUUAUUACGGUAACCCUGGCUGAUCAGCUGAAAGAGGAAUUUGAGCAACGAGUUAAGGGUAUUGCUAUGACGGAUUCUGUACAUGGGUACAGCAAGUUCAAAGUUAAUGAUUAUCUCAAAAAGGUUUCAAAGAAUUGGAUAUCAUGUUCUGCUCCACUUGAUGCGCCAAUGAAGACACCAGAGUUUGACAUUACCAGAGUAUCUGCAGGACACCCUCGUCAUGAGAUGACGUCAGCCAAGAGCAUAGAUUCCGUGUUCUCCUUCUUGGAGAAGAACUUGACAUCAAAUUAGAUUGGCAAACUCAAUGCUAUUGCCAUAUUUCGUAUAAAUGUGAACUUGUAAGGCAAGACAUUGCCAGUAAACCGUUUAAUAAAAUUUAUCAAAACAUUUUAUCCUAAAAUUGAUGUUAGAAUGAAUCUAUUAAAUAAAUAAAAUAUAUAUUAGUGUUAA
This is a messenger RNA of Papilio polytes (common Mormon), 1327 nucleotides long. RefSeq names its product UPF0528 protein CG10038. Gene Ontology annotation, molecular function: siRNA binding. NCBI's taxonomy places the organism in Eukaryota, Metazoa, Arthropoda, Insecta, Lepidoptera, Papilionidae. The coding region runs from base 185 to 1168 and encodes 327 amino acids. The record is from RefSeq and is a predicted model, not a curated record. The transcript has 5 exons. Gene Ontology annotation, cellular component: nucleus. Gene Ontology annotation, biological process: regulatory ncRNA-mediated heterochromatin formation.